Messenger RNA from Leguminivora glycinivorella, 2009 nucleotides. It is a transcript of the gene Pex14, whose product is annotated as peroxisomal membrane protein PEX14. NCBI's taxonomy places the organism in Eukaryota, Metazoa, Arthropoda, Insecta, Lepidoptera, Tortricidae. Bases 183 to 923 code for a protein of 246 amino acids. Gene Ontology annotation, biological process: protein import into peroxisome matrix, docking. Gene Ontology annotation, cellular component: peroxisomal importomer complex; peroxisomal membrane. The transcript is spliced from 5 exons. The record is from RefSeq and is a predicted model, not a curated record. Gene Ontology annotation, molecular function: signaling receptor binding.
UAAUCUGUGGUGCUGCUCUGUCAGUGUCAUCUCAAGUCAUUUAUACCAUUAGCAUUUUAAUAAUUUCACGAUUGUGAUUAUUAUGUUAACUUAACAUUAAAAUAGCCAAGAAUCGCAGAAAAAGUCUUAUUGGCUGUAUAAAGUUCGUGCUGCAAAUUUCGGCAAAAUAAAUUAAGGCAAUCAUGUCGGCAGAUGCUUUAGGAAAUGCGGCAUCCGAAGUUCGGGAGAAUUUGGUAACAACUGCCAUAAACUUCCUCAAAAACCCAAAUGUGAACCGAUGCACUAUGGAAAGCAAGGAGCGGUUUCUCCGAGCCAAAGGCCUCACGGACUUGGAAAUAGCCCGGGCCGUUGAGAAAUGUGGCGAGUUGUUAGAUGGACCUGCGGUGACAUCAGAGUUGAUGUUCUUCCAGCACUCUAGACAGUCAUGGUUUAGAGAACACAUCCUGCCUUUACUUGUGUAUGGCGGGUUUGCUUAUGGUUGCUACUGGCUGUAUAAAAACUGCAUACGUCACAUCCUAUUCGUCGAGGAGCCGAAACGCAAAACUACAGCCGAAUGUCUCGAGGAGGUCCGCAAAUCCUUGGAUAUACUGAACACAAGUAUGACGUCACUACGCGGAGAAAUGCAAGCAUCGGCGCAGAGUUCUUUAAGAACCCAGUUGGAUGGGCUGAAGGCUGACAUCGCUUCUGUUAAAGGAAUACUUUUAAAUAGAAACCAAUUCCCAUCAAUAAAGACCCGUUCGGAGCCUCCAUCCAUCCCGGCCUGGCAGCGCCAAUCCGAAGAAGCUACUUCCACCGAAGUGGCAGUUGAAGACAAAAAACCUCACAGGAGUCGCAGCCAACGUUCAGAAUCAGGCGGUUCUAACUCUAGCGAGGGCGAGCAGGCUACGAAGAACAGCGAUAGCAGUCUGGAGAUCAUCACAUGAACCCCAUCGCCAUGCUACCAUGAAACCGAUCUAGUCCAACUGGGUCCUGCAGAAUGACAACGGGCACCGCUCUCACUAUAAAGAGGUUCACAUCACAAAGACAUCACAUCAAUCUGAACAAUAAAAUAAACUUUCUUUGCGUUAAGGUACAGUCAACCAAUCUGAAUCCUAGGCCACUGUAGAACCCUUACACAGUAAAGGUCAAAGUGACUGCAAUAGCAAAUAAAGUAUGGUGUCAAUACGACAGGGUUCUAUAGUGGCCUAGGAUUCUGUACAAUAGGCACUGAUAGGCACCUAGUUUAAAACGCAACUGGAGUCAUUUUAUAACUAUUUGGAUCCGUAUAAUUGCUUGGGUAUGAAUUAGUACAUGAAGUUUAAGAACUACCUAGUUCUUGACUGUUCGGAUUCUCUAGAACCCUGUCGUACUGACACCGGGCUUUAUUUGCUAUAGACGUCAGUUUGACUUUUACUGUGAAAGGGUUCUACAGUGGUCUAGGAUUCAGAUUGGCUGACUGUUCAGUAAGCUGCAUUGCAUGGAGAAAUUAUGAAUAAAAAAAAGUUUUUUUUUUUUAAUAUGGGCUAAAAAUAUAAAAUUGAACCUUUUUAAUGUGGAGCAAUUUGACAUAAAUAAUGUAUCAUGAUUUCAUAAUUAAUAUAUUUCAUAGGAUUUUUAUUAGUGUUGUGAUUGGGUUAUUAUGGUUUGGACGAAAAAUUGUAUUAAAUGUAGACAGGUAGGUAUUGCCAAAAUUACAACUGGUACGAUUUGAUACAAUAUUCGACAGUAGAAUUAAUAAUUAAUUCUAGAUCCGAUAACUUAAUUAGGGUUAGUGGGGGUAAUAGGGUUUUCUGAGUCGUUUUUUAGGGUUCCGUAGUCAACUAAAUGCUUUAUUAGGGGGGCCUACACGUAAAGUGGGGAGUGUUUUUUUUUUUUUCAUUUCUACCCUAACGUUUGACGUGUGAUGUUGGAUAGGUAUUUAAAAAUGAAUAAGGAGUUUACGAAAAUCAUUUUUGAUAUUUUUAAUACUUUUGGAAAUAAUCGCUCCAAAAUGAAAAAAAAAUGUGUCCCCUCUCUAACUUUUGAACCAU